AUGUGCAGACAUUUCAUCUCAAACUGCAUGUUGAUCCUCUUCUUCGUAUCAGAUCCGAUGCUCUCUACUUCACUGCCAGACUGCAGCAAGACCCCAAACGCCCCUGCCGUGCAACGAGCAUCCCCAUCCACUCUGCCCUGGUUCGGCGGAAGCAUCAUCAUCUACGGCCAGAACCUGCAGCAUGUUGUCAAGGUGCAGGUCGGUUCCAAACUCUGCAAGAGUCUACAGCAUUCCUCGUCGCGCUCCAUCUCAUGCAUCGUCCAGCCCACAGAGGAGCCCAAAGCUCGCAUUGGAUUCAUCGCGUCCUCGUGUGAGCUGACGUCUCAGCAGUGGAUUCACUUCCAUGGAUGGACCGAGAAGGAGGGCUGGAUAUGGAGAGCAGCAGCGAGUGGAGGAGACUUGCCCAGUCCCCGGGCCGGACACUCGCUCACAGUCGACCAGUCAGGAAGGUUGCUGUUGUUUGGAGGGAUCACAGAGAUAGGGUCAAUGUCAGAUCUUUAUGUCCAUGAUGGCAAGUGGUCGAAGAUCGGAACAAAAUCCUCACCAGCACCUCGCAGUGAACAUGUUGCUUGGAUGUACGAAAACUUCCUCUACAUCUUCGGGGGAUGGUAUAAUGCAGACUUCGAGAAUGCAGAUUCGAGCCCGGUCUCCACCGGUAACAGAACAGCGGCUGUCGAGUCAGUUGUAUACAACGACAUGCAUCGAUAUGAUCUUGCGGAUGGAAGGUGGCGGACAUUUUCUCAGCUGAGCGGGACCCCGUCCCGGCGACGAGGAGCCUGUACGGUCAGAGACUCUGACGCCGUUUAUCUGUUCGGGGGGCAUGACAGCGUCGGGUCAAGCAUGGUAGGACCUCAGGACGACGGUCUCUACUCUUUGAAUCUUGUCAACCUGCAAUGGACGAGAAUGACCAAGAAUGGUAGGACUUCACCGCCUCCCUUGGCCUACGCCGCCAUGGUUAUGUGGGAUGAUGGAACCGGCCAGCCGUCCCUCUACCUGUUCGGAGGAAUGCAGCCGAGGAUGCAACUGACUAGCGACCUCUGGAGCUACAACCUGCAGUCUAGGACGUGGAAGCAGAUGUUUCCCAAGGCUGCUGUCCUCCCUUUCUCUUCCUUCGUGGGCAGACAAAUGCACUUGAUGGUUCCUAUGCACGACAGGCUCUUCGUCUUCGGCGGUCAGAGCGUCAAGGCCAGCAAGGCUUUUUGCGUGAUCUUUGAAGUCCUCACAGGGAAGUGGAAGGACGAAUCUUGCCUCUUCGACGCUUCAAGCAUCUGCAGACUCCCGGUGCAGAACGUUUCCGACACGAGUGCAUCCUCCUCCGCAGCCUCCUCCUCCUCCUGCUACCAACUUCAACUAGAAGGACAAAGGCUCCUGACUGGCGUGAACGUGUCGGGCACUUAUCGGGCAACAGGGGAGCAGCUGGAGGGGAGACUAGUCUACAAGAAGGUGGACCUGAACUUCGAGGUGGGGGAUACGGCAACCUUGAUCUUCUACUGGGCGAGCUACUGGGUUGUGGGCCCGGCUGUGAUCCCUUACCGGCUCAAGGACCUCCAGCUGGUGAUGGAACCCUCUCAAGCUGGAUCCUCCUUCCUCUACGCCUCCUCAGGGGCCUCGAGUCCGGUGGAGGCAGCAGGAUGGAACGAGAUCGACCCGCUGUCCAAGAUGUGGCAAGCUUCGCCCUCCUUCAGCGUCCGCUGCUCCAGCUCGUUGGCCUGCAACGGAGUCAUCUUCCAGCAGGAGUGUUGGCACCUCGUCAAGCAGAAGAAGAUUUACGGUGCAGCACGCAAGCACUGUGCGCGUCUCGGGGGGAGGCUGGCGGGGAUCCAUACGAAGUUCGAGAAUGACUUUGUGUUUACCUUCCUGCAGCAGACCAUGUCGUCAGAUCCCUACGUGUGGAUCGGCCUGCAUCACAACUCCACAUGGUCAUGGGAGGACGGGCUGAGCUCUUUCUUCUACAACUGGGCGUACGCCUCAGUCUACCAGGAGCAAGCAUGGUUCAUCCAUCGGGCCACUGACUCUAACGAGCUCGAACUCCUGCCUGCUUCUCCAUGGUGCGGGCCAGCGUUGACGGUCGUGCAGGCGGCAGCAGCCAUGGCGAACGGCUCCCUCAUGGUGUUCGGAGGGCUCGAUGACUCCAAGUUCUCCUCAACGUUGCACGAGUUUGUCGCUCUGAGCGCCGGGGAGAUGUUUUCCUGGGAACCGACAGUCGACGAUGUCCGGCCGCAUCUCGCAAUCUCCCCCCAUCAAAGUCUGACGAUCUUCGGCCGCGGCCUGUGCCACCCCAACCUCUCGGCAUCCAUCGGAGCCGAAGCUUGCACCAAGAUCCGUUCGCUCUCCUCGUCCCAGCUCUUGUGUGAGGUCCCUAUGGGUGUGGGCGCAAAUUUGCCCAUUGGGCUCCACCACGAGCCCUUUCAACUCGCUCCCUUGCAGCAGCAAUUCCUCUUCAACUACACUCCUCCGGCCAUCACGUUCAUCGAACCGACCGAGGGCAGCACAGCAGGGGGGGAGGUGCUGACAAUUCACGGGAAGUACUUCGGAGGGGCCGGAGUAGAUCGAGCCGUGUACGUGGGAGGGAAGUCAUGCCAGAAGGUGACAUGGGAGGAAGACAAGGCUGCUGAGUGUCAGGUCCCGGCGAACAGCGAUGGUGGGAAGGCAACAGUGAAGGUUAUAGUUGGGGGGCAGGUGUCGACCUGGGAUGCUUACGUGUACGCCGUGGAAGUCCCCCGAUUGAUCUCAAUCCAUCCCAGCACGGGUCCAGCAGCGGGAGGACACGUCAUCACCGUAGAGGGGGAGAAUCUGAAUCUGCUGCAGUCCAUCGCGCUCAACGACACUGCCUGCUCCAUCACCAUGCAACAGCCGACAAGCGUAACAUGCAUGGUUGGCCCGAUGAUCGGGAGGGGAUGGAGGGUCAACGGGAUUGAUAGCAGGGGGGUGCGAGUGGUGUCAGGAGCUCUCGUGUACGACGUUGACCCCCCCAUGGUGACUGGCUUCCUCGCUCUGCGCCCUACAGCAGGCGGAUCGUAUCCCACACUAGGGGCUGACAUCGUCAUUGUGGGGAGAAACUUCGGUACGACGCGAUCGCGCGUCAGAGUUUUCAUUGGCUCCUCCGCCGCCUUGACGUCCUUCUGGGUGGAUGACACUAUGAUCAACUGCCGUGUUGCAGCUGGAGUUGGAUCCCAGCUGGAGUUGAGGGUGGACGUUGCUGAGCAGCGUGCUCGCAUCCUACAAGGGCUGAGGUUCUCGUACAAUCCCCCUGUCGUAGAGCAAGUGAAGCCGGACAGGCUUCUCUGGGAUGAACUGCAGCUGGUGACCAUGCUGGGGUCGAGCUUCGGGCGUUCGAGGGAGAACGUGAGCAUCUUCAUCCGAUCUCCCAGGGGCGUUCUCAGAAUCCCGCCGGCAUUCAACAACGACUCGCUGCUCACCUUCCAGCUGAGGCCAUGGCUGGAUGGAGUCGUGAGGCCUCCGGCCCGGUACCAGAUGAACGCGCAGCUCUCCUUCGCCGUCAAGGUGGCGAACCAGGUCGGUAUGAAGAAGGUCUGGCUGGUAGCAGCCUCCAGUAGCCUCAACGUCACUGUGCAAGGGAACUCAGACAGUGUCAAUGCUCUCGUCUCCUCCCUCUCCUCGCUGGCUUCAGUGCAGGGGGAUGCUAUCCCUGCAAGAGACGUGCAUGUCCAGAGCAUCCGCAGGAGCGCGUUCGGAAACUGGUCACUUGGCCACCAGAACUUCAGCUCUGCUGCAGCUGUGGUUUACUCCGUGCGCUUCCUUUCCUCUGUGGGCGAUCAAGAGUCAGGGGUGAGGAGGUUUCGGCGCGCGAUCUCAGAGCUUCGAUCCUGCUGCCGGGAGGAAUUCUGUGACGUCAAUAGCAGGGCCUGCGGGUUGCGCUGCCUCAGAUGGACAUGCAAGCCGCUGUCUCCUCUUCCUCCCUUCCUCUGCAUCAUUCCGUACUCCCCAGGCCCAGCAGCUGAAGCCCAGGAAACCCCCAGCAAGAACCGGUCGAGUGCCGGGAAGUUCCUUGCUCAGCAUGUACCGAUGGUGCUCCACGAAGAUUUCACCACGAGGUGGAUCAUUCCGACCGCCUCUGUCUCCUCCUUGUUGCUCAUCGUGCUUGUCAUCGCCAUUGUCAUCGUGCGGUACGAGCAGCAGUACCAGAAGGAGGCGCAAAAUGAGGAGGUCAACGUGGAGUCCGACUCCAGCUCGACCUCGGAUCCAAACGAGUUCGACGUGUUCGAUCUGGAGGAGGAAGCCUCGCAGAGCUCGAGGAACAUCGAGAUGGCGGUCCUUGCUGAUGACGUGUCCGGCAAGGAAGACGUCGAGAUGAAAGAGCUGAGCCCCCUCUCCAAGGGCAGCAAGAUCGACGCGCUGCGAGCAGGCUUGUUUCACGUGUUGUGCUCACUUGGCUAUGAGGAGGAAGGAGACGCGGAAGAGCCGCAGGAGUAUCUCAUGCUCACCAUCGCUAAGCCCAAGCCCAAGCCGACUCAUCAUGCCAUGCCUCAAGAGAGCCUGCAGCAGACCCGCAACCAAGCCACAGCACAGGCACAUGCUCGGCAGGUUGAGGAUAUGGACAGAGCAUCUGUUCGAGGAGGAGAGAAAAGCACAGUAGCAGCGAUAGAUGAGGACAAGGACAAGAAAGACAGAACCUUGACCAGCCGUCUCAACGCCGGACUUGGCAACAUCGCUGACAAGAUUCGAGGGCUCGACGUGAGAAGACGCCAGCAGGCUCGCUAUGACUCGCUCGGAACGGAAGACGAACCCGAUGAUCCCGAUGAGGAGUCGGCUUCUGAGGACUCCGAAGCAGAGGACAGCGCAAGAAGUUUGCUUAAUGGCGAUGAGCAAAGUGAUCAAGGAGACGAAGAGGACCAAGAGGGAUGA
This is a messenger RNA of Guillardia theta CCMP2712, 4866 nucleotides long. RefSeq lists its product as hypothetical. Bases 1 to 4866 code for a protein of 1621 amino acids. The record is from RefSeq and is a predicted model, not a curated record. Lineage: Eukaryota; Cryptophyceae; Pyrenomonadales; Geminigeraceae. Gene Ontology annotation, molecular function: protein binding. The transcript is spliced from 4 exons.